This is a messenger RNA of Aureobasidium uvarum, 480 nucleotides long. NCBI's taxonomy places the organism in Eukaryota, Fungi, Ascomycota, Dothideomycetes, Dothideales, Saccotheciaceae. The record is from the annotation of a GenBank genome assembly.
AUGCCAGCAAUAAAGAGACAAGCGAAAGCAGAUAAGCCCAAGAGGCUAAGAAAGCGCAAGGCCAGAACUGAAGUCUCGGAUUCAUCAGAAUCAUCAGACUCCUCAUCAUCGUCAGAGUCUGACAGCAGUGAUUCGGAGCCUACACCUAAGAAGCAGACUGCCGUCAAGUCCAAGGCAAAGGCGAAGACCGUACAAAGGUCACCCUCAAGGUCAUCCUCCCCAGAAGAAGAUCAGACCACCCCUCCCUCUACAAGUGGACCUCAGGUCAGAGAGACAGAGGCCGAAGAUGCGUUCACCUCAUUCUACCUCCGCCAGAUGACAACCGAAUUUGCCGAGGACCUCGACAAGAUCCGCUCAGCAGGUGACUUCAACGACAAGUCUCUUGGCCUGCUGAUUGGCGCACUGAAGCAAGGCCGCGAAUGCUUCGACCGACACGACAGAUUGGCUGUUGGCAAAGCUAUCGUCGCUGCCAGUCAAUGA